Messenger RNA from Exophiala oligosperma, 3325 nucleotides. RefSeq lists its product as uncharacterized. Gene Ontology annotation, cellular component: endoplasmic reticulum membrane. The record is from RefSeq and is a predicted model, not a curated record. The transcript has 2 exons. Lineage: Eukaryota; Fungi; Ascomycota; Eurotiomycetes; Chaetothyriales; Herpotrichiellaceae. The coding region runs from base 115 to 3150 and encodes 1011 amino acids. Gene Ontology annotation, molecular function: mannose-ethanolamine phosphotransferase activity. Gene Ontology annotation, biological process: GPI anchor biosynthetic process.
AACAGAGUAGAGCAGCCAAAGUGUCCUGUACAGCGCGAGCACAGUUUUGUUUUUCUUUACCAACAAUGGUAGCUUCUCACCCAAGUCGAUCCUUCGUCUAGAACUUGAACAAAAAUGGCGAGACUAAGCCGGGGAGGCUUCCUCUCCCUCGCCGUGAUUUUCCACCUCGUGUACAUUUACUCGAUCUUCGAUAUCUACUUCACGAGUCCGAUUGUUCAUGGCAUGAAACCGUACCGGGUCGAGGUGGAUCGCGCCCCUGCCAAAAGACUUGUUCUGUUCGUCGGCGACGGACUGCGCGCCGACAAAGCCUUCCAGUCCUUUCCAGACCCGAGUCCUCCAGAUCCCGCCAAUGCCGACCUGACCCCUCGUCCUCUGGCGCCGUUCCUACGAUCGCGAGUGCUUGAGCACGGCACAUUUGGUGUCUCGCAUACUCGAGUGCCUACAGAGUCAAGACCAGGUCAUGUUGCGCUCAUUGCCGGACUGUACGAAGAUGUCUCCGCGGUCACUACCGGGUGGAAGUUGAACCCGGUGGACUUUGACAGCGUAUUCAACCGCAGUCGACACACGUGGAGUUGGGGGAGUCCGGACAUCCUGCCCAUGUUCAAGGAAGGUGCUGUGCCGGGUCGUGUCGAUGCGGACCAUUACAAUGAAGACUUCGAGGACUUCACCUCGGACGCCACAAUGUUGGACAUCUGGGUAUUUGAUAAGGUCAAGGAGCUUUUCCAAUCGGCGAGCACAAAUUCAACUCUUGAUGCCAUGCUGCGGGACGAUAAGCUCGUCUUCUUCCUGCAUCUGCUGGGGCUGGACACCACUGGUCAUGGAUACCGGCCGUAUUCGAAAGAGUACUUGAACAAUAUCAAAGUCGUUGACCAGGGAGUCGAGGAGAUCACAAAACUAAUAGACAAUUUCUACGGUGAUGGCGAAACGGCUUACGUUUUCACCGCCGACCAUGGGAUGAGUGACUGGGGAAGUCAUGGUGAUGGUCAUCCCGACAAUACGAGGACCCCAUUGAUUGUUUGGGGUGCUGGAGCAGCGAAACCUGAGGUCUACAACAAAGUUAAAGCGCCGGGACACGAGGAUGGCUUUUCAUUCGACUGGGGUUUCGACCAUGUUCGACGACACGACGUUGAUCAGGCAGAUGUCGCAGCACUCAUGGCAUACCUUGUUGGGCUCGAAUUCCCUGUCAAUUCAGUUGGUCGACUGCCCCUAAGCUAUUUGGCAGCUAGCCCUCGUGAGAAGGCCGUAGCAGCACUUGUGAAUGUCAAACAAGUUCUGGAGAUCUAUCACGUCAAAGAGGAACAAAAGAGGUCAACAUCGCUGAAUUAUCAGCCUUAUCCAGCUUUUGCCGGCGGCAACACCACAGUUGACCGUCAAAUCUCCGUCAUCGAGGGGCUGAUAGGCCAAGAAGAAUACGAGAGUGCUGUCGAAAUGUCUUCAAAGCUCUUCAACGAUGGUCUCCAGGGUCUACGCUACCUACAAACCUAUGACUGGCUAUUUCUUCGUGCUCUGAUCACUUUAGGCUAUCUAGGCUGGAUUGCAUAUGCCGCUACCACCGUGAUUGAUCUCCACGUGCUUCACGGAGCAACCCCAGAGCACAGGACGACAGGCACCACUAUUGCAUUCUCUUCCAUUCUGGUGUUGCUAUAUUCUUUUUUCAUCAUUGAACGGUCUCCCAUCACAUACUAUGCGUAUGCUUUAUUCCCUGUCUUCUUCUGGGAAGAGGUUUUCGCCAGGAGACAGGCGUUCAUGUCUGGCUUCAAAGUCCUUUUUGGUCAUCUCCAAGGGAUUCCGGCGUACACACUUCUUGCAAUCCAGACCGUGGUGUAUCUUCUGGUUGUCGAAGGACUUGUACAAUCAUACUUUCAUCGCAUCCUGCUUAGCAUCUGCUACGUUUUUGGCGCAAUCUUUCCCGCUUUUUACGGCGUCGACUUUAUCAACAAAAAUAGAGGUCUCGUACUAUCAUGGGCAGCGGGCUGCCUCGUAUUGAGUACCUUUACUCUCCUCCCAGUAAUCAAGGUUGAAGAUGCAAACACCAUUACAGCUGGUGGUCUUCUCAUGCUAGGGGCUGGGCUAGCAUACCUCUACUAUGAGCAUGAGAUUCAUUCCAUGUCCAGAUCAGGACACCAAGGGUCCGAGCCUAACAUGGUCUCUCGAAUGCUCAUGGGGUUGCAAUUAGGGGUCAUCCUACUUGCCAUCAUCGUAACACGAUCAAGUGUCGCCUCGAUCCAGGCAAAAAAGGGUUUGCCACUAGGCAACCAGGUCGUAGGCUGGUUCGCCCUCAUCGCAUCUCUCAUCUUACCUUUCGUUCAUCGAGUGGCACCAAACCGGCAUUAUCUGCAUCGCCUUGUCAUCAUCUUUCUCACUUUUUCGCCGUCCUUCAUAAUCCUUACCAUCUCCUAUGAAGGACUGUUCUACUUCGCCUUCUGUUCCACGCUACUAGCAUGGGUACGACUGGAGCAUGCCAUUCAGGUCUUUGACGAGUCCAAGUCUGGAUCAGUAACGGCUCCUUCAGCGAAUGGAGUCACCAUUACCUCCACGGCGUUGUCUCAGCCCGCCAACCUGCACCCAGAGAAGACAUUCCGCACACUUGCGUUGACGGAUCUCCGCCGAGCUCUAUAUUUCCUCUUCUUCUUACAGUCUGGAUUUUUCUCAACGGGAAACAUUGCAUCGAUAUCAAGUUUCAGUCUCGACGCCGUGAACCGGCUGAUUCCGAUUUUUGAUCCAUUCUCUCAAGGAGCCCUUUUGCUGUUCAAAAUCAUGGUACCAUUCUGUAUCAUCUCCGCCGCUUUGGGCAUACUGAAUAGACGACUAGGUCUACAGUCCUCGGCUCUAUUCAUGGUCGUCAUGGCGCUAAGCGAUCUCAUGACGCUCAACUUCUUCUGGAUGGUCAAGGACGAAGGCAGUUGGCUGGAGAUUGGUACCACCAUAAGCCAUUUCGUUAUCGGAAGUUUGUUGUGCGUCUUUGUAGCGGGGCUAGAGGGAGUUAGUCACGCUUUGAUUAGUGGUGUUGAGGUCGAUGGCUUUCAGGACAGGGUUAAAGCCAAUGGUGGUGUGGAGGUGGUUGCGGGUACGACGAAAUCAAACGGGAGGGUCAAUGGCUUUACUAACGAAAAGAUGGCGGAGGUUGAUGAAAGACCUGUUAUCGAGUAGAUAUUGAGGUCUCGGUAUUGUACACUAUGGAGUACUGCCCCAAGAUCGAAGUGUGAAUAGUCUUUAUUAUACGAGUAGGAGGUGUAAUUUGUAUUAUAGCCAACCGAGUAUACAUAUUCGACAUUAAUCAAAGCGUGGGGAAUGUCAGUAGUCUCAUAAGGAUAACAGAUCAAAG